Adelges cooleyi (spruce gall adelgid) is the source of this 688-nucleotide messenger RNA. RefSeq lists its product as uncharacterized. The coding region runs from base 39 to 509 and encodes 156 amino acids. The transcript is spliced from 4 exons. Lineage: Eukaryota; Metazoa; Arthropoda; Insecta; Hemiptera; Adelgidae. The record is from RefSeq and is a predicted model, not a curated record.
GUUAAACUGUAAUUCACUGUUGAUAAAAAUACAACAAAAUGCACUUCAUUAUUUUGUUAAUAGCAGCUACUGUCUUAAUUGCAAACCCUGUAGUGGGACCAAAAACUCGUGUGGGCAAAGAUAUAACAACGUCUCUAAGUGAGUUGGUUGCCGGAUCUAAUGAGGCGUUGGAAAACAUGUAUAACCACAUUAAAACUUAUAUAUAUGGUUUACACGAGUAUGAUGAACUUACAAUUGAGCAAUUUAUGGAAUUUGUGGGUGACUCAAAUACUGAUGCUGUACAAAGUUACCUAAACAGAACGGGGAGACAAAACACAAAAAAAGUAAACAUUAAUCUAUUUAAGAUUCUGAUGCCAGAAUUAAACAGAGUAAGCCCAACCGCACAGGAGAAUGCACUAGUCUUCACAAGUGUGCAGUUACAAGAUCUACGAAGAAGAAAAAAUUUAACAGGAGAUUUCAAUUUUAGUUUUCCGUUUGGGAAUAUUAGUCCUGCUAAUAGUAGUACCUAAAGUAGCAGUACUGUUACUACUGGUAGUAUAUAGUACACGUUUUUUGAGUUAUGUGUAAUUUAUACAUAUUAUAUUAUGGAAAAUUGACAUAAUGCUGUUUUCAUCCACUUAUAAACUGAUUUUUAAAUGUUUUUAAGUUUGUAAAUUUGACAAAAAAUAACAUUCAAUAGUAUACUGUA